AUAAUAAAUGAAAUUUAUGAAAACACAAACAUAGAGUGAAACCAAAACCGCAGCAAAAAAACAUCAUCAUCUUCUACUUCUCUCCGUAACAACAACGUUGUUGCGUGUCGAACAACAAUGAACUCCACUACUUUCUCCAACUGCAGAGCCACUUCUCAUUCAAUUCCUCUCUCUCACCCUUCUCGUCUUCAAUCUUCUCCUUCUCCCAAUUCAAUGAAAUUUAAGCGGUUGGGGUUGGUUAAGAAUCGGUUAAUUACCCGUUGUACUUCUGGGUCUGAUGAAUUUGGUUGUCUUAAUGGAAUUCAGUUAACACCUAAUAAACUUUUCGUCCAAGAGGCAAUUGGGGCUGAAUAUGGGGAAGGAUUUGAGACUUUUCGGGCGGAUGGACCGUUGAAAGUUGAUGUGGACUAUUUGAAUGAUAAGUUACAAGAUGGUAUUCUUCAGCGUAUACGCUAUGCUAUGAAGCCAGAUGAGGCUUAUGGUCUUAUCUUCUCUUGGGAUAAUGUGGUGGCUGAUACUCGAGCUCUGAAGAGGAAGGCAUGGAACCAGCUUGCCUCUGAAGAGGGAAAGGAUAUUCCUGAAGAUGCUGAUAUUGAAAGGUUAAUGCUUAAUACAGGUGCUGAUAAUGUAUUGAAUAAGCAUUUUCUCUCUAAUAAGGAUGAAAGUGAGCUGGAUAGACUGAAGUUGAGGUUUUCUCAAAUAUAUUACGAUAAUCUUCUGAAAGUUGAAAGACCAACGGAGGGCUUGAAAGACUGGUUGGAAGCGGUUUAUACAGCUCGCAUUCCCUGUGCUGUCGUUUCAAGUCUUGAUAGAAAAAAUAUGGUAGAAGCUUUGCAACGAAUGGGGCUCGAUAAGUACUUUCAGGCAAUUGUGACAGAGGAGGAUGGGAUGGAGUCAAUAGCUCAUAGAUUUCUUUCUGCUGCUGUCAAGCUUGAUCGGAAACCUUCCAAGUGUGUUGUUUUCGAAGAUGAUCCUCGAGGAGUAACUGCUGCGCACAAUUGCACAAUGAUGGCUGUAGCAUUGAUUGGAGCAUAUCGCGCGUAUGAUUUGGGGCAAGCUGAUCUUGCUGUUGCCAACUUCAGCGAACUUUCUGUAAUCAACUUGAGGAGACUAUUUGCUAACAAGGGCUCUACAUUUAUGGACUUGGAGAAGCAGAUCAUAGAUAAGAAUCCUCCCAAAAGGAGACUUGGAAUAGACACCAUUUUCUAAUUUAGUUACCUCCCCAUUCUUUUUGCCUCCCCCCCUCUGCCAAUUUUCCUUGUAAUUAAAACAUUAUGCAGCCUAAUUUUAUAUUAUCAAAUAAAUAUCGCAAUCAGUUCGAUCUGAUGUAAUCCUUCUGUUCUACAUGAUAUUUUUUGUUCUCCCGGUUCCCCA
Messenger RNA from Medicago truncatula (barrel medic), 1374 nucleotides. Its product is annotated as 5-amino-6-(5-phospho-D-ribitylamino)uracil phosphatase, chloroplastic. NCBI's taxonomy places the organism in Eukaryota, Viridiplantae, Streptophyta, Magnoliopsida, Fabales, Fabaceae. The record is from RefSeq and is a predicted model, not a curated record. The transcript has 11 exons. Bases 118 to 1209 code for a protein of 363 amino acids.